Messenger RNA from Ochlerotatus camptorhynchus, 1897 nucleotides. It is a transcript of the gene Klc, whose product is annotated as kinesin light chain. Gene Ontology annotation, biological process: microtubule-based movement. The transcript is spliced from 7 exons. NCBI's taxonomy places the organism in Eukaryota, Metazoa, Arthropoda, Insecta, Diptera, Culicidae. Gene Ontology annotation, cellular component: cytoplasm; kinesin complex. Gene Ontology annotation, molecular function: kinesin binding. Bases 254 to 1789 code for a protein of 511 amino acids. The record is from RefSeq and is a predicted model, not a curated record.
GUGGUGUUAUUAUCGAUAUAGAUUUCUCAAGCAGUUUCUCUCAGAUUUUUAGUGAAAACAUUUCCAUUCAUUAUUCCUGAAUAAUUUAUAAUUGAGAUAUUUAAAAACCUAUUACUGUUAAGAACAAAUCAGCGAAAAAGUUGGGUUUUUAUGUGUGGUGUGCUUGGGUCGAAACUCGCUACAUUUUAAUCUGUGAAAUCUGUAUAUUGUGCACCUUUAACUUUCUCGAAGCUUUUUUCAAAUUUUGUCCAAAAUGACACAAAUGAGCCAGGAAGAAAUAGUAUCAAACACCAAAACUGUGCUUCAAGGAUUGGAAGCAUUAAGGGUGGAACAUUUAACCUUAAUCUCCAACCUAACCGAAGGUAGCAAAAAGGAUCCAGAUAAGUCGGAAAUUGUGAUGAAAAACAUUGAAAACAUCGAAUUGGGCUUAGGAGAAGCACAGGUAAUCGUCGUUCUUGCGUCUCAUCUCCAAAAUAUUGAGGCUGAAAAGCAAAAAUUGCGAACUCAAGUUAGACGAUUGUGUCAAGAAAAUGCGUGGUUGCGAGACGAAUUGGCUAAUACACAACAAAAACUGCAAGCUUCCGAACAGACGGUUGCACAGCUUGAAGAAGAGAAUAAACAUCUCGAGUUCAUGGCAUCUGUGAAAAAAUACGACGAUAAUCAAGAAAAUGAAGAACAACAAGAAAAGUCCCGUUCGGAUCCCGUGGUAGAACUGUUCCCUGAAGAUGAAUCCGAAGAAAGGCACAACAUGUCGCCUACACCACCGAACCAGUUUGCAAAUCAUGCCAAUGCAGGCUACGAGAUUCCAGCGCGCUUGCGAACAUUGCACAAUUUAGUUAUCCAGUAUGCUUCUCAAGGUCGUUAUGAAGUUGCUGUGCCGCUUUGUAAGCAAGCUUUGGAGGACCUGGAGAAAACCAGCGGUCACGAUCAUCCUGAUGUAGCCACUAUGUUGAAUAUUCUGGCUUUAGUAUACAGAGAUCAGAAUAAAUAUAAAGAAGCUGCGAAUUUACUGAAUGAUGCAUUGGCAAUUCGAGAGAAAACAUUAGGCGAAAACCAUCCCGCAGUAGCUGCAACUCUCAAUAACCUUGCCGUGCUCUAUGGUAAACGUGGUAAAUAUAAGGAUGCUGAACCCCUUUGCAAAAGAGCUUUGGAAAUACGCGAAAAUGUGCUUGGAAAAAAUCAUCCAGAUGUCGCUAAACAGUUAAACAAUUUGGCACUCUUAUGCCAGAAUCAGACUAAAUAUGAGGAAGUGGAAAUGUAUUACCAAAGAGCCUUGGAAAUAUACGAAAUGAAACUUGGCCCUGAUGAUCCUAAUGUAGCAAAGACAAAGAAUAAUCUGGCAAGCUGCUACUUGAAACAAGGCAAAUACAAAGAAGCAGAAAUUUUGUACAAGCAGGUUCUAACAAGAGCUCACGAGCGCGAAUUUGGUGCGAUUAACGGUGAAAACAAACCAAUUUGGCAGGUUGCAGAAGAGAGAGAGGAAAACAAGUUGAAGAACCGGGAGAAUACACCUUAUGGCGAAUAUGGCGGCUGGCACAAAGCAGCUAAAGUGGAUUCACCUACCGUGACAACAACGUUGAAGAAUCUUGGAGCACUUUACAGAAGACAAGGCAAAUAUGAAGCUGCCGAUACUCUAGAGGACUGCGCUUUGCGUAGCAAAAAAGAGGCGUUGGAUCUCGUAAAGCAGUCGAAGGUUGCAAAGAUUCUUGGUGUUACCGAAGAGAACAGACGUCAAAGGAUGAAGGACAGUGAUAACUAUGACGAAGAAGGAAAGCGAUCUCAGAAGUAGAUUGAUGUUUUUACGUACUACCAGCAUUCAUGUUUUCACAAACGUCAGUAUUGGCAAAGUUUUUAUAUUGAAUGAAACAAGUGGAAAAAAUAACACUCUCGGCAUCGA